CUGUCCCUCGGGCACCGGCCCCUUAGCCGCGGCGCGCGGAGCGGGGGUGUCCUGCUCCGACCGACGGGCCAGCUCGCCUGCCCCGGGCCGCCCUGCGCGCGAGGGGUGUGGGGCAGGGCUGAGACCUGUUGCUGGCGCUGCCACGGGGCUGGGAAUCUGGGCACACGCCGCGGUCUGAUUUAAUCCUCCUGAGAAAGGCCCUGCGCUCCUCCGGCCCGCCUGGAAGUGCCCUGAUGUUGGGUAUUGCUGAGAAGGGCACGAAUCAACACGAGUACAAUUCGAAUCAAAAGCUUGGCUUUGCAGAGCUGUUACCGUAACUCUGCCUCCGGCGGCGGCACCAUCAGAGUCUGUCAUUGCUGAACGGGCUGUUAGCGCGAGACCAAAAUGAAACGGGAUUUCCCCCCCAAAUGAUAUUGGUUUCUACAUUUUAAAAAACGGAAUAAGACUUUCAGCAAUGUAGCGCUGUCCCGUGUUGAUAUUCUAUAACAUCGCAAAGGGUUGAAGCUGAAACAUUUCAGAUGUGUCAAAAUGAGAUGUGACACUAAACGUGUUUUUUUUUUUUAAAUGUUGUAAACAUUUUUGAAACGUUACCAUUUUGUCAUAAUUCGUAAUGGCUUUUUUAAAAUACUGACUAUUUCUGUGGGGUGGAAAAUGUUUUCCAACGAGCUUUGAGCAUAAUGGUCAUCAUGCUGGACUCUGCUCUGGCCACUUUCAGUCAUUAAAACAUAAUUUUAAAUAUUUAAUGUACUUCAUAUUUCCUCAGUUUAGACACUAAAAAAAUGGGUCACUCUCACUUUUAUUUUCUUGUCAACAGCACUUUCAUGUUUUUAUGCAUUUAUCACAAUAGUCAGUGUUUUGGUCGUGAAUACUGCAAUGGAAUGCAUUAAACUUUCCCCUGAAGACUCAUCUCUAGAGAAAGCUAUUAUGAUGUUGUUUCCGUUAGUCUCACAUUUUGUAAACAUUUACUUUUUUUAUAGUGAGUGACAUCUUGUAAUCAUACUCCCAUUCAUGGGCAAUAAAGACCAACUUUAGCUCUCCAAUGUAUGCAUGUGAGCAGCUUCAUUGGAAAUUUCCAGAGAUUUGGUACUUCACUAGCCUCCCUCCUUACAACUACAACUUUUACUUUCUCUUCUGUUUUGUUUUGAGGGUCACAGAAAAAGAUCCAAGCUGAAUCCAGUUUCUUCUAACCUUUGAUGAGAAUUAUUUGAGCACACAGAGAUCAUCAUUAUGUUUCUUGAAAUAUUCCUAACACUGGCCUUGGGGACCAUCGUCUAUCUGUUCCUUUCCAGAAGGAAGGAGGAGACGUUACCCAUUGAAGAGGGUUGGUGGGGGAAAGGGCAGAAACCUGACUCUGAAGAAGAUACAACUGUUCAUCCAUUUAAGGUGGAAACCACAGAAGCAGAGCUGAAUGAUUUAUUUAGAAGACUUGAUCAGGCUCGAUUCACUGAACCCCUGGAGAACAGUUGCUUCCAAUAUGGAUUUAACUCCAUUUAUCUCCGGAAGGUCGUCUCCUACUGGAGAAAUCAGUUCAACUGGAAGAAGCAAGUGGAAGUUCUCAACAAAUUCCCACAAUUCAAAACUAAGAUUGAGGGCCUCGAAGUCCAUUUUGUUCACGUAAAGCCUCCCAGCUUGCCCGAGGGCCGUUCUGCAAAGCCACUGUUAAUGGUUCAUGGUUGGCCUGGCUCAGUCUAUGAGUUUUACAAGAUUAUCCCUCUUUUGACGGACCCUACUAGCUAUGGCCUGAGUGAUGAACAUAUUUUUGAGGUCAUUUGCCCAUCAAUUCCUGGCUAUGGCUUCUCGGAAGCAUCACACAAAAAAGGCUUUAAUUCUGUGAGUGCUGCCUGCAUAUUUUAUAAACUGAUGCUCAGGCUGGGAUUCCACGAGUUCUAUGCUCAGGGUGGUGACUGGGGCUGGCUGAUUUGUACCAACCUGGCCCAGAUAGCUCCCAGCCACGUGAAAGGCCUUCACUUAAAUAUGGUUUCAGUUACGAGCAUGAGAUUUACCCAGAUGCUGUCCAUCCUGUUGGGACGUUAUUUCCCAGGACUCUUUGGUUUCCAGGAUGAAGAUGUCAGGCGGAUGUUUCCUUUCUUGAAAAAGGGACUCUUUAGGAUCUUGAUGGAGAGUGGCUACGCUCACAUACAGGCUACAAAGCCUGACACUGUUGGGUGUGGCCUGAAUGAUUCUCCUGUGGGGCUGGCUGCAUACAUCUUGGAGAAGUUUUCUACAUGGACUGAUAUUGAAUUCCAGAAACAAGAGGAUGGAGGGCUGGAAAGGAAGCAUUCUCUGGAUGACCUUCUCACUAAUGUCAUGCUCUAUUGGGUGUCCGGCUGCAUAGUUUCCUCAAUGCGUUUCUACAAGGAAAAUAUCGGAAAGGGGAUUGGUACACAGAAACAUGAGAAGCUCCCUGUGCGAGUGCCUACAGGUAUUGCUUCAUUCCCUAAUGAAAUUCUGCACACUCCUCAGUCUUGGGCACAGAAAAAGUACAUCAACAUCAUCUCCUUCCAUUUCAUGCCACGGGGUGGCCACUUUGCAGCCUUUGAAGAACCGGAACUUCUUGCCACAGAUAUUCAGCAAUUUGUGGGAAAAGUGGAAAAAGAGGAACUCGGGAAGAAGAAUGGAAAAUAACUUCCCCAGGUGAGGUGUCUUUAGUUUCAGGCACCUCUAAACUCAGUGUAAUCUAUGCUCUGAUAUGCAGGCUUGUCUUGAA
Pelodiscus sinensis (Chinese soft-shelled turtle) is the source of this 2707-nucleotide messenger RNA. The record is from RefSeq and is a predicted model, not a curated record. Lineage: Eukaryota; Metazoa; Chordata; Testudines; Trionychidae.